GCUUGUCCAAGUCAGAGUGUAUACACGACCGCGCAGGGGGAAACACCGUCACACUGAGCAACGGGAAAAAGUUGGACAAACACACCCACCGGAAUUUUCAUAAAAAUAAUUGGAUAUACUUCUUAGAACUUGACAGAAACAACAACACUAUGGAAACUACUUUCUACGACGACUCGCUCAACGGCGCCGGCUACGGAUACAGCGGCUCGAAGGCGCUCAAGCACAACAUGACGCUGAACCUGUCCGACCCUGCCGGUAGCCUGAAGCCUCACCUACGGGCGCGGGCCGGCGAUCUGCUCACCUCCCCGGACGUGGGCUUGCUGAAGCUGGCCUCCCCGGAGCUGGAGCGGCUCAUCAUCCAGUCCAGCAACGGACUGAUCACCACCACGCCGACGCCGACGCAGUUCCUGUGCCCCAAGAACGUCACUGACGAGCAGGAGGGCUUCGCCGAGGGCUUCGUGCGCGCCCUGGCCGAGCUCCACCACCAGCACUUGCCCGGGGUGAGCGCCCCCUCGGGCCCGCCGCCGCCGGCGUCCGUAACCGGUUUGGCCGUGUACAGCGGCAGCAUGCGCUCGGACUCGCCGGUUUACGAGGAGUUAAACACGUUCCAGCCGGCUAUCAGCACCGUGUCGUCCCCGAGUUACACCACCUCGGUCCCUAGUUACACCACCACGGCUCUGAGCUACACCACCACGGCCCCGAGCGCGUCCUUCCCGGUUUACGCACAGCCAUCCUCCUCCUCUUCAUCCACCUCCUCCUCCCAUCUCCCGAUGCUCACCGCGCUCAAGGAGGAGCCGCAAACGGUGCCCGAGAUGCCGGGUGAAACGCCUCCGCUGUCCCCCAUCGACAUGGAGAGCCAGGAGCGCAUCAAGGCCGAGCGCAAGCGCAUGCGCAACCGCAUCGCCGCCUCCAAGUGCCGCAAGAGGAAGCUGGAGCGGAUCUCGCGGCUGGAGGACAAAGUGAAGACCCUCAAGUCGCAGAACUCGGACCUGGCGUCCACCGCCAACAUGUUGCGGGAGCAGGUGGCGCAACUCAAGCAGAAGGUGAUGAACCACGUCAACAGCGGCUGUCAGCUCAUGUUGACGCAGCAGCUCCAGACCUUCUGAGCAGAAAGUAAGACUUUUAAGUUGAACCCCAAAAGAAAAAAAAAAUCCUGCAACUGGUUUGGGAUGACGCGGCGCCACACUGGCAGGAAGGACCGAGGGGCUGUGCAAAAACAACAACAAAGAAAAGGAAAAAAAAAACAGAAAAGUACCCCAGUGCCGUGAGGUCGGUCCCUGAGAGGGCUGCUGUGGACAAGGCAGCAUAACAGAAGUCCGUUCUGUUUGUGUUGUCAAACUGGACAAGACUUCUUUUUUUUUUUUCUUUCUUGCUUUUCAUGGAGCAGUGGAGAAUACAUUCAGUAUUAGAGCUGACUUGAUAUGAACCUGCAAUGGACUUGUUUUCUUGCUGCUGCUGCUGCUGCUCACCAUCAUUAUUGGGCCAGCUCCUAAACAUCUGGACACAAGUUCUUGGGAGGAGGGGGAGGGGAUGGGCACGUUGUCUGACUUCUUGAGUUACAACACAACGUUUUCUUUAUUGUAAGAAGUUAGAAAGACAAUUCAAGAUUGACUUUGUUUAAUGGGGUUUCACUCAUUGCUAUAUGUAUAUAAGAUCAACUCUGAGUACUUAAGUUUACCAUUUUGUAAUAAGUAUAUAAUUUUUUUUUUUUUUUUUUGUUAUGUUUGAAAGUCAUCAAUAUUUAAGAAGAUAAUAAACUGCCUAAAAUGAA
This is a messenger RNA of Phycodurus eques (leafy seadragon), 1771 nucleotides long. RefSeq names its product Jun proto-oncogene, AP-1 transcription factor subunit (gene jun). The coding region runs from base 150 to 1106 and encodes 318 amino acids. Gene Ontology annotation, molecular function: DNA-binding transcription factor activity, RNA polymerase II-specific; transcription factor binding; RNA polymerase II cis-regulatory region sequence-specific DNA binding. NCBI's taxonomy places the organism in Eukaryota, Metazoa, Chordata, Actinopteri, Syngnathiformes, Syngnathidae. Gene Ontology annotation, biological process: regulation of transcription by RNA polymerase II; regulation of cell population proliferation; regulation of cell cycle. Gene Ontology annotation, cellular component: transcription regulator complex. The transcript is spliced from 2 exons. The record is from RefSeq and is a predicted model, not a curated record.